AUGACGUGCUGCUUGAGCGAAGAACAGAGGGAGAUCAGACGAAUCAACGCAGAGAUCGAAAAACAGCUCAGACAGGACAAGAAAAAUCAAAGGAGAGAACUGAAAUUGCUUUUACUCGGUGAGCAUGGGUUAUGUUGUAUUCGAACGCAUUCAUAUUUGAUCGAAUGUAAAGGAAGAACCGCGCUAGCUGUUGCUCAAAACUGGUCGCAUGGAGAUGCUCGCUCGACAAAACACAGAUAAAAACAUAAAUAUAAAACAUAUACAUUUAUAUAGAAAUAUAUAUACAUAAAUAUGCUUUAUACACUCAUAUAGAUGUAGAUUUCUUUAAAUGAAGCGAGGAGCGCUCGGUUUUCUGACUUUGCGAGAUCGGUGAAUGUGUGUUUGACCGCUCUCGCGAGGUUCGAUUGUUCCAGACCUUCUCGACUCCAUGUUGUUAGCGCUCUAUCAUGUUUGGUAUAAAUACCCAAAUUUAAUCCUCACUGCCCCUAAAUAAAUUAAGACUUUCUUGUAACCUGCAUAUUGAAUAAAUAAGUUAAAAGGGCUUUAUUGUCGACCAGCAAAAUUCAAGUUGUUGGCUCAGCAUGGAAAUGUCGAACCUUGGAGCGAAUGUUGUUUCUGUACACAUUUCGUUAGCAAGUGCGGGAUGUUUCCAAGCGAGAUUCUAUAAUUAAUGUGGGAUGUACUCUUUUUACAGGAACUGGAGAAUCAGGCAAAAGUACGUUUAUAAAACAGAUGAGAAUUAUACACGGCCAAGGCUACAAUGAAGAAGACAAGCGAAGCUACAUCCCUUUGGUUUACCAGAACAUAAUAACAGCGAUGCACUCCCUUACGACAGCAAUGGAAUCUUUGAAUAUCCCUUACAAGGAUCCAAGUAAUAAGGUCUGAAUAGACUUCUCGAAUACUUUAUGACCUUGUUUUUAACUUACGUUAUUUUAUUCCUCAAUUGGUUGAAAAUCUGCCCGCUCUUGAAGGCUCUAAGGCUUAGUUCAAUUUCAUUUUUUUUGUGUGCGAAUUUUGUGUUGAUGUUCCUUAAAAAUUUGACGUUUAUUUUCCAUUUUUUUUAGGAGAACGCCAAGUACAUUAGAGAAAUAGAUCCUAAAAAUGUAACGACCUUCGAAAAUUCAUAUUACGAAGCUACUAAAUCACUUUGGUGUGACCAAGGCAUGCAAGAAUGUUACGACAGAAGAAGAGAGUACCAACUCAGCGAUUCUGCUAAAUAGUAAGAUUAUCAUAAUGUUCCUUCCCUUUCCUAUACUUUUUUCUUAUUGAAAUAUUUUGUUUCAACUGACGGAUUUGCUGAAACAUCCGUUUCUCGAAAAUAGCCUUCUGUAUUUGUGCUUACAACUUGGGGAGUUAGUUACCAAAUAUUCACGCCACAUUCGUUUUUCUCUCAUCCCAUCUGGAAUAUCCUCAUUGAAUGCCUUUGUUUCCGAAAGUUAUUGCUAGUAGUCAAAUUUAUUUCUUUUUUAUCUUCUUUCGGCCUUGAUUUUAAAACACGUAUCACCAGUCAUUUUAGAAUUAGCAAUAUUUUGUUCGCGAGCUAUGAUACCCUCGCGCGGCAAGAUGGCUUGUCAAUUUUUGCUUGAAAUUGUGCUCAGAUAAUGAGCAGCAGCUUUUGAAAAUGCAAUUUGCUUCACUUGGCCUCUUCUAACCCCAUCUCUAAACCACCCAAGGAAGAAAUUCAGCUUCGAAUAUUUAUGCCCUGGAGAUGGUAAAAGUUUAGAUCGCGAAUCAUUUUUGCGAACUAUCGACAGUUGCGAAUUUUCUCUCGCAUUAUCGGAGUCAACUUCUGUUCUUUUACAUUAUGGUAACGUAACUUGUAAUUCUUACAGAGCUUGCUUUUCUCGAUCUUUUAGCUACCUCACGGAUUUAGAUCGAAUAGCCAAGCCCGACUAUCUCCCUACAGAACAGGAUGUUCUUCGAGCAAGAGCCCCUACCUCUGGGAUCAUCGAGUAUCCGUUCGAUCUCGAAACGAUAAUUUUUAGGUAAGGUUUAUUUUCUUUUCCACCAUUUAUACUGUUAUUUGAUCUCUAAGCAACGGCAACAGCAAUCCUUUAGAUUCUUGUUGGAGCUGAUAAAGGGUCAUAUGGAAUUAAAUUUAUUGCAUUUCUGUUAUUAUGAGGGCUCUAUUUUCCCCUUCAAAUUUGUCUUAAAUGAGCAGGAAAUUUCUCCCACACAGGAUGUCAAUGUAGUUUGCUUGCUUUUCUAUGCAUCUCAUGGCUAUGAAUCUGCAUAAAUGUUGAAUGGCAAAGUUUGUUUGCCAUGAAUAUUUUGAACUGAUCGGUUAUCCUUGUCUAUUUUCCCAUCUUUAACCCACUGGUCCAUGGAUGAUGAAUAUGUUAACAUGUUACAAACUACCUCAUUAUUUCCCAAGUAACCCUUGACAUUUUAAAGUUCUUUUUAUCUUGUGAUGAAAGACUGAAGUAAUAGCUUGGAACUCUUUUGUAAUCUUUUGACCUGUUUUAAUAUUAAUAAAGUUUCCUUCCUUAAAAGUGAUAACCACAUGUACUUUGGAAAUUUGAGCUCUCCUGUACCCCCAGUCUUUACUCUUAGGAUCACAUUCAGCUGAAAGGAAUUGAAAAUGAAAUUUGCAAGUACAUAACUAUGUUAAAUGCUUUGCAGAAUGGUUGAUGUAGGAGGGCAAAGAUCAGAAAGGAGAAAAUGGAUUCACUGCUUCGAAAAUGUGACGUCGAUUAUGUUCCUUGUUGCGCUCAGUGAAUAUGAUCAGGUUCUCGUUGAAUCUGCCAAUGAGGUAAGCAUUUUUUUUGCAAUUUUAUGGUGUUAUGCACUCGACUGUCCUCACUAGGGUAAUAUCAACAACUGUCCUAAAAUGUUGAGGGUGUAAAGGAUAUGCCUGUGCUUUGUUUAAUGUUAUGCUGAUACAGCUGAAUUAUAAAAUGAAUGAGGAAAUGUGCUAGUUGUGUUGCCUGCAAACAAGAAUAAAUAGAACAGUGUAGGGUUAUCAAUUUUACUGCAUCGAUAGUCUGCCUUUACUGUAGUAUUUUUGGCAUCGUUAGAUUGAGCUUUUAUUAACCAACUGAUAGUGUGAAAAUUGAGUCUGAGAAAAAUGCUAUUACUUUUUUCAAAGUCGCCUUUUGGUGACCGUGAUUGUUAUUAGAUGGUCACCAGUAUAAAGUUUUUGUGGCUGGAAUAUCGAGACAAACAGACAAAUUAGGACACAGUUUGCAGGACCAGGACUCGUGCAACUGCAUGCCCGCCAUAUUUCUGCAUGCCUCUUCCAUUUCUAGUUAAAGGGAGUAGUUUUUUUCAGGGCUUGAAAUUAAAAAAAUUCCAAGUGGAGAAAUAGUGGCCAGAUGCAAAUUUUUUAGUUGCCAGUUUGUACAAUGUAAAUGACGCAGCUCAUAGUAUGGCAUGAUCCGUCAGACUUGAUUGUUUGAGAAUAUCACGGACAGAAGUCAGUAUAAAUUUGGAGGUAAACUGGCUUUGUUUAUGCAAUGUGGCACAUUUUUAUCACGAAAGCAAAGCAAGAUAAGAUGAAAAGUUUGUUUUUACUUUAAAUCUAAAUCGUAGAGAAAUCUGGUCGCCAAAGUGGUGACUAAACCAGAAUUUUUAGUUGCCAAGGAGCAAAUGGUAGCCACAUUGACGACUGUAUCAGUCGCAAUUUCGAGCCCUGUUUUUACAUGCCAAUUACUCUAAUUUGCAUUCAGUCCAACCACCCCUCAUUAGCAACCAGCCCUUUUAAUCACUUGUCUACAUGGUGGGUGUUUAAAAGGAAAGGGGGAGUGGAUUCCAGCUGUGCGAGAAGUGUAAAAGGUGCGCAAGGGGGAGGGUAGGGAACACUUGAAAGGACAGUGUUGUCUUCUUCAUAUUUCACGUCUACCAGAGACUUGUAAAAAUCAUGAUUGGUCAGAGUUCUAAACAUGUCAAUCAGAGCGUUAAUACCUUAAUGUGAUUGGCUGAAAUCAACGUCAUUCAGUACUCAUUAGAUGUGGCGAGUGAAGUGGGAAGAGAUUUCAAGUUUGUCUUACCGCAAUUUGUUGUGAGAAAUAGAAACUGGAGGUACGGAGGACAUUAAGUUUAGCUUGAAAGGAGAGUAGAAAGAAGCAGUUAAACAACUGCAUGAAACAAAAGACCUGUUGGCAGAUGAGUUUUACUCACUUGUUGUUUUAACGGCUCAAAGAAAAGGAAAUCAUGCUGCCUGUGUACUAGUUAUCUGCUGUUUGACCGGCAUUAACAACCACCAGAUUGUUGACAAUGAAGCGAUCUAAUCCUCAGUGAUUUUCAGUUUUAGGACUUAUUCUUGCUGGUAAUAAAACCUGUAGGAACUUACUUUUAUUCCAGCUCUCUCUCAGAUCCUGGAAGUUCUGCUCUUCCACACUAGCAGCAUUCUUUUGUAUGCUCCUCUGGGUCCAAGGUGUUCCAAUAGGAUUUCAAAGAGUUAACAAAGUGUUUUAAUUUUUGUCGGACAAACAUUGCAUAUAAGCUGUAAAAAGCCUAGUUUUCCAGCCCAAUUCCUUCAGCAACAGCUAGAAAAAAUCAUUGCUGCAUUUUCUAUUGCUGAAAUUUAAACUAGUUUCACAAACUAAGCACGUGUUAUUGCCUUUUUUCUUCCUUCAUUGGACAACCGCGGUUGGACCUUCUUCUUUUCUUUGAGUUCUUGUUUUAAGAAAACGAAAGAAAAAUUGUGCGAGAAAUACGAAUAGAGAACAUGCAUUGCUCCCAGAUUUAUUUGACAGCUAGACUUGCACACAGUUGUGUUGUAUUGCGUACAUAAUUAGUCAGCGGGAUGGUGAAAAUAGUGGUGUCCUUGCAGGUGUUCCACCCCUCCUUUCUCCCUCUCACACCAUCUUGUGCCCAAAUUCCCUCCCCCUUUCCUUCUGAAUGCCUGCCAUGCAGGCUAACAAAACACCAGUCAUAGUGCCCUAGCUGAAACCUAUUGUAAAUGACCACCUCUGGGUAUGCGGAAUGUAAAAGGAACAUUUAGAGACAACCUAGAACUACAGAUAACUUAGAAAUUACAUGCAGUAAAUUCUCCUCCAAGAAGGAGAUAAGUCAGGACCUCUUCAUGAAAAAAGACACCAAGUCUUAUACAUGUUAAGGCAUGGGUCACCUCAUAAUUUGCAUAAUUUGGCCAAGUGGCAAUUGAAACGGAUUGUUUUGAGCAGUCGUUACGAAACUUGGCAAACAGUUUUAGCUUGGUGGCCUUAACAAUAUGUGACCUAUUCAUUGUUGAAAUAUUAGUCAUGUGACCUGCAAAUGAUUGUUAAUGUUCAAAGUGUUCAAAUUAAAACAGGGGAAAGGAAAUGAAAGAGCAGCAAAUAUUCGUAGGCACCAGUGUUUCUCCCGUGGCCUGGAUAUUAUGAAAUAGCCCUGCAUGCAUGCCUAAGUGCUGCAAGGAUUACGAAAUAAAGAAAAACAGGUCACGUGACUUAUAAAAGAUUUUAAUAACUCUUAGUAAAAAUGCUUUAAUCCACCUUGCAAGGCUAAUUGACAAUCCAGACAGUUUCGCUGACAAUUUGAUGACAAGUAUUUUUAGGCUGAAGUUUAAUAACCUUGCCCUGUUUGAGAAAACAGGUUUUGUGACGUCAUGGUUUAAGGAGAUGUCUUAUCAUAUCCUUGUGGAACCAAUCCUUGUGCAUUCUCUGCGGGAGGUCUUUUUAGCGUUUCAACCCAUGCCAUAGCUUGCCUGAGGUGGUUUGAUUCUUGUAAGUGACCACAAAAUCUUUGCAUUUGGAGUGGUCACUUGCCAGGGGGUUUGACUGUAUUUCGCUCGUAUGUCGUUAGACACUAAUCACUUGCUGUACUCUUGUUGUCUUUUUAGAAUCGAAUGGAGGAAAGCAAGGCAUUAUUUCGUACUAUUAUCACGUAUCCCUGGUUUCAGAACUCUUCCAUCAUAUUAUUUUUAAACAAAAAGGAUUUGUUGGAGGAGAAAAUUAUGUUUUCACAUUUGGUGGAAUAUUUCCCAGAGUUUGAUGGUGAGUUCUAUUUAUCGUUGAGCAGUAGCUUCUUAGCAGGGUAGCAAGUGUCUGUAACAUUAUGUGCCGGUUUUCUAGUGAAAUGAAGCAACUAUCUUUGUCAGGGAAUUACUGGGCCCUACUUUCCAUCCAUGGCAAAACUAAUUCAUUCAAGUGAAAGCAGAUGCUUUGAAAACAAAAUGGUGGCCUGUUUCGAGUUCAACGAUCUGAAAGAUAAAGAAAGCGGUUUUUUUUUUUGCGUCCGUGAAAAACAACCAGGGGGAAAGGCAAUGUUCAAAAGUAAAUUUUGUCAUGAAUUGGGAGAGAUGAAAGGAAAUAUCUUCUCAAAAGUACAAUUGAUGACUGCUAUAGCUGUAGAAGACAUUUGAAGAUGGCUGUUAACCAUAAACAACAAAAUAUUCUCUUGAAUACUGCAGCGAUGCCUUAAAGACAAAUUUAAAGCUGUGAAUUAUGAUAGUUUUGGAGAAUAUAUUCAGUAAUAUAAAUAUCACUGUUUUGGUUCCUUUGUUUGCUGUAAGAUUGUCUUUGUAGUGAUGUAUUUUUUAAUUGCACGAGGUUUGCAGUACAUGCAAGAUUCAGUUAAUAUCAUUUUAUGUAAUUUUUUUUUUGGAAAAAUUGCCACUUUCCAAGCUGCUGUUUUCCAAGGCACUUUUUCUUUAGGAUAGCUGGUGGCCAGAGGGUUACUACUAUUAAAUUAUGGUUUAUAUGUAGAAUGAAAUUCCAAAAUAUUUGGGUAAAGGCAUCAGUUAUUAUAACAGACAUCAGAUCAUAACAGGUAAUACAACCCUAGGUUUAUUAGUAAUAAGAUUGUGUUUUCCAGGGAAUAUCUUCAGAAGCUAUGUUUUGGUUUACCAGUCAAGUUGAGCAUAGUAGGUGCUCAUUUUGGCUGGUGCAAGAUAACAGUCUUAUUUAAUGGGGCUGUGUGUCAUGGCUGUCUUGUUCAUUUGCCACUAUGCGUCCUUAUUGGCUGUGGAACUUAAUGUUAGAGAAGAAAUAACUUGUAAAUGACAAAAUCACUGCUUCUUGUCCAACAAAUAUACCCCCCCCCCCCAAGCAUUAGAUGAAAGGUGUGUUCCUUACGAUGAAUCCAAUUGGACCUAGAUCUUAAAAUGGAUUUCGUGUUCCCUUUUGCAAAUCCAAAUCCAGAUUUUUGAUCUGGUGAGUCCUUUUCAAAAAGGAUUCAUUGGAUUUGAAAUCCAAAGAAUCCAAAUCCAGAUAAAUGGAUUAGUGAUCUACACUGUACUCUGCUCCAUUUAUGAUGGAGUCAGAAUUAGUCAGCUGAUCCAGCGGUAUUUCCUAUUGAAGUGUGCCCUUAGCCUGAGUUUCAGACGAUUACUUCGAGUUGUCUUUACUUCCUCAAUAACAUCUGAAUCGACCUGCUGUUAAUGCCGUCCACUAACGUCAUGACUCCUUUUUUUAACUCUUGCAAAAAGUAAAACACGAUUUUCAAUUGACAAACAAAGAAAUGUUGUCUCGAAAUGUACACGUUAUGGCAGAAUUGCUUUUCUCUUUUUGACCAUAAUUCAUGUGUAAUGUUCAAACUGUCAACUGCAUGCAGUACUCUAGACGACUGAAGUGGAAUUCAGUAAUAAAACUCGAACGCAAUCACACCAUGAAAUAAGUAUACACACGGAACACUUCAAAAACACAACAAUUUGCUUUAAUUGAAAAAGGUCGUUAACGAAGAAGAAAGAAAAAAAAAGGAAACAAACGCUAACAAAAUCAUUACUCUUGAUGGUGGAAAAGGCGAGAAAGUCGAACUAAAACUUAACUGUUAGGCCAACCCACAAUUGCAAUCCGUUUUAAUGUUCGUCAAGUUUAGCCAUCUCUGCCUUCUUUUGUACAUGCUUUGUUCCUUAUGACAGUUAAUAAUUAUUUUGAGUGGUUAUUAUUACAUUUCACUGAAUUUGGUGGCAGUUCCUACAGUUAGUUUUUUGAUAAAUUUUGUGACACAGCUCCUUUAAGGGGAAUGUGCUCUUGAUAAAGUGGAACAUCGCUUUUCGGACACCCGCUUAAUAUAGAAACCUUGUUAUUACAGACAGUUCUCUUUUUCCUUAGGAAAAGUCCUAAGCAUGUUCUCUAAAUUCAACGCGCUUAAUGCGGUUGCCUGUUAAUGCAGACAACAGGCACCUGUAUCUAAUUUGCCCAAUGGAUAGAUUCUCAUAGAAAGUUAACCUCACUAAUGGGGACACUUUGUUGUCAUGGACUUUUCCUUCUUGAAGGUAAAAAAAUCUUUAGUUGACAUGUCGAUGUUCCCAGCACUAUAGUAGACCAGAUACCAGUGCCCGAAAUUAACUUUUGGGUCUGGUCUUCCUCAGGACCAGUGGGAUUAAAAUUUACUGGUCCAAUGACAAAACUACUGAUCACUCUUAUCAUUUUCAAAUAAAGUAAUAAAUGCAACUGCAAUUAAAUAAACACAACCGGAGUAUUUAUUUUUUUACGCUGUACAUAGCUACCAAAGCAAGUGUCUUACAGUAUGACUUCUCAGUUCUCAUGUGCUUUCAAGCUCUCUGUUUGCAUAUUAUUCGUUCCGAUCCUCAGGUUCGAUGGGAGUAUUUUGUGUUUUUCCUAUUCAGGAAUUUUGUAUUCCCUAGAAAACUCUCAGAACAUUUUGUUUUCCUUUCCAUCAAACCUCAGCUGUUUGUAGUUAUCCUUCCAUGCCUCCAGGAACUUGUGUGUUUUUUUUGGUCAGAGCAGGUGUUUCAGAUGCUGUGUUAAUUUCUUUAUCAUCUGUUGAUUGCUUUCCUUCAAAGAAGGACCACAGUGAGCCUUGCACUUGUUUCCCUUUUGACUUAAUUUGGCUCACAUUUUGAUUCACCAAAGGUAAAUAGACACGGACCUUCGAAACAAAAAGCCGCCAUCUUGUAUCCUGCAGUGCAUUUUGUUUCAAGUAGAACCCAGACUUUCAUUUGUUUCAAGGUAUUGGUAUGAUCCAAAAAAAAAUUACGUGUAUUUCUCAGAGAGUGAUAACUUUACUUGUCCAGAGGACUAGUGGGGAAGAAAAAUACUCAUUUUCAGAAUUUUAACUCGUUUUGGACGAGUGGACGAGCGUUAAGUUUGAACACUGGAUACGAUGAUUGUAUACGUCAAUUUCAGGCUGUUUUCAGCCAACGCACUAGUUAUGCAUAGAAUGGUUUUCCUUAAGUAGUAAUAAGUGAGUGUUCUUUUUUAGUGUUCCUGGGCAAUUAGUCAACUGAAUGAUGACUUUGUGGUAGUUAGAUAUGUUUAGUUUGACCAUGCUGACUUCUUCUUUUAUUUCUUUAGUAUGUUGUUCUAAUAAAAAGUGUUUUUUGACAUUUUUGACAUUAAUAACACAACGCUCUAAAUACGAACAUUCUCUGGCCCCUUUAGUGUCCAUAUUAACAGGGUUUGACUGUAUUGACCCUUUAAGUCUCAAGAUCCCCAUGCAAAUUCUCCAGACUGAUCUCCACGCAUUUCUUUUAAGAAUAGUUAAGAGAAUUUGGUUUAAGAUCAAAGUAUUCUCCCUCUGAAAAUCAGUUUAGAAAUUCUCUUCACCUUUACCCUCGAUGAUCUGCUGAUGUUGUUGGGAGAAAAUUGAUGUUGGUCACUCUUGGGAGCUAAAGGAUUAAGCAUUGGUGUGCCGGGGUGUUCAGUUUUUGUAGAGAUUUUGUAAUGUCAAAUAUUAAAUAUGAUUUGUAUGAAAUUUCUUUGCAGGGCCCCAGUGUGAUGCCCAGGCAGCUCGUGAGUUCAUCCUUAAAAUGUUUGUUGACCUGAAUCCAGACUCAGAUAAGAUAAUCUACUCUCACUUCACGUGUGCCACAGAUACAGAAAAUAUCCGGUUUGUAUUUGCGGCAGUGAAGGACACAAUACUCCAGUUAAACUUAAAAGAGUAUAAUCUAGUUUGAAUAGAGUUGGUCCGACAGAGAUGUUAUUAUCUGUAUUAAGAAACAAUGGCAGGCAGGCUGUAAGAGAUUCAAUUAGGGGAUGGAAACUGUAGAAGAUUACAAAAGUGGUUGAAAGAGAUUUCUUUAUUUAAGAUCGCUUGUCUUCAACUGAUUCUAGUAACUUGCUUUUGUGUACAAAAUUCCCCAAGAGCAAGAGUUUCUGUGUGCGAAUAUAGCUAGUAUUCAAGUUAUGAGACAAGUGCGGCACUGUGAAUUUUUUUCCAGUAUGGUUCAACACAGUUGAAUGUCGUGUAUUUUAAGAGUAUGAAAUGAAGUGACUGGAAAUAUUUUCCAAGUGUUAGAUAUAGCUAGAAUAUGUCAUAAAUGGAAAAAAAUAUUAGUUUUGUUUAUGCAGUUUGCUCCCUGCUCCCCUGUUGUUGCGACUUUCAGCUAAAAAGUAUGUAUUUCCUGAAAGCGAGAUCAAAAUUCUCAUUUAUCCAGUCUUGCAAAAAUUUUGUAUUAAUUGGCUUUAGGAAAAAAAAUGUUUUGUGUUCUUUUGCUUAUCUUUCAUUCCUUUUGCAAAGAGAUGCUUUGAAAAUGUUAUUUACAGUGCUGUCUUGCAGAGAUAACAGUAACAGCAGCUACUUGACUGCCUUCAAUUGGCCAUAAACAAAAUGUAUAUGAUAUUGAUAACUUAUCUUUACUGCAGCUAGUGACAUGUAGUUUCUUGUUAUUUCUUCUGUUCUGGGUAUGCUGGCUUCAGCCUGGACUGUUUGUUAUGUUUAGUGCAUUAUCGUUAUUUUUACAGUUUUGUUUUCGGCAUACACUCGCACAUUGUUUUCAGAAAGAUGUGCUGAACUGUGUAGUGUUCACUGUAAAUCAUGUAUAAUCUAUAGAAAGCUUAUAUUACUUAAUUAGAAUAGGUUUAGGAUUUCUUGUAUCCAAGUCCCAACACUUUCACUGUCAUACUGAUAGUACAGAUUACUUGCACUGUGUUUCUAAGCACAUCUUUAACUUUUGUUCUUACAACUUGAGAAAGCAGCUAAUCGCUGGUGCCCCCCAUAAAAUAAUGUCAACUUUUUUGCCAGUUGCUAGGGCAACUUUUGGAAGCAUCAAAUGCAGUUUUUUUACCCUUAGGGGCAGUGUCAUCCAAAACACCUUGAAAAAUUCUAAGAACAUUUUUUUGUCAACUUCAAAGAUAAUGUAAAGCAGUGGCUAAAUGUUGCUUUAAACCGCUACUCGUCAUGCUUUUGCCAAGACAUUGCCCCUAAAAAUUCUGUAUUUUGGCCUGUCAGUUGUAACCGUUUGACUCUCCCAUUGCAAUACCCUUGCCAGCCUUAGAAGUUUGAAUAUUUUGCUUUAGUAUUUACUCUUCACCCUUUAAGCCCCAAUAUCCACAUACAAAUUCUCCGAACUGAUCUCCAUAGAUUUUCUUAAGAAUUACUCAAGAGAAUUUGAUAAAAGAUCAAGGGGUUUUCCCUUUGGUGAUCAUUUGAUUAAUUCUCAUAACUUUUUCUCUUGACAAUGUAUGGAUAUUAUUAGGAGAAAAUUGUUUUUGGUCACUAUUGGCACUUAAAGGGUUAAUCCUUGAAGAGUCCCAUAAUUUCCCUGGGAAGUGAACAGCACAUAUUUUCCUCUCCUUGUGAGUGGUAACUUUUUGUACACUUGCUUAUUUCACUCACUCUCUCCACUACAGUACUACCCUGCAAGUAAGAAACUGUUCGGUUAAAAUUGGCCAAUUAGACAACUCUACACCAGAAUCCGUUAAAUUUUGGCCUAAAAAUUGAAACAGGUUCCUAUUUUGUGAAACCGUAUAAAAUAAUGUGUUCUCUGAAAAAGGGCAUCAACAUUUACAUGACUAGUGCUUCAAUUUUUCUUAUCAUAGUCAUUUAAACAUAAAUACUUACUUCGUAUGCAUAUUUUUUCCGUAAGAAAUAGCCUGAAUAGCACCACAUUCUCUUAACUUCAAUUUAAUGUUUUUGUCAGAAAAUAAGAACCAACCUAAAUUGCCUGAAUUUGUGCUCAUUACUAGUAAUGUGAGACCCUCUGUGGGUCAAUUUGAGAAAAGUAGGUUCUUACUUAGGCUCGACUUCCGCUGCUUUCUUGGGUCCUCCCCGAGAAUAGAAUUGGCUGAUUUGGCAACAGAACGGGAAUGUCAUUUGACUAAACCCGACUUCCGGGGCCCUACUUGCCGCUCUGCCAUUGGUCAAGCCAGUUGUUUGAUUUGCAUGUGCCAUCGUCAACUGACAUUCCCGCUCUGUUGCUAAAUUAGCCUACUGUUCAGGGGAGGGGCGUGGGCUCAUUUCCCAAACAGCGGCUGGUAAUUGAACCUAGUUC
Molecule: messenger RNA, 12118 nt
Organism: Porites lobata
Lineage: Eukaryota; Metazoa; Cnidaria; Anthozoa; Scleractinia; Poritidae
Source: the annotation of a GenBank genome assembly